CGGACCCGCCGCGCUAUGGAGCCCCCGGGCACGGCCGGGGCGCCGGGCUCGGUGGGGCGGCCCUGGGAGGAGGCCAAGGCUUUCUACGAUAACCUCGCCCCCAAGAAGAAACCUAAAUCGCCAAAGCCCGAGAACGCCAUCACCAUCGCGGUGUCGUCGCGAGCGCUUUUCCGCAUGGAGGAGGAGCAGAAGAUUUACAACGAGCAAGGGGUGGAGGCGUAUGUGAAAUACCAGCUGGACCAUGAGAAUGAGCCCUUCCUCCCUGGGGCUGCCUUCCCCUUCGUCAAGGCGCUGGAAGCGGUGAACACGCAGUUGCGCGAGCUCUACCCCGACAGUGAGGAGCUCUUCGACAUCGUCCUCAUGACCAACAACCAUGCCCAGGUUGGGGUUCGCUUGAUCAACAGCAUCAACCACUACGAUCUGUUCAUCGAGAGGUUCUGCAUGACGGGAGGGAACAGCCCCAUCUGUUACCUCAAGGCCUAUCACACCAACCUCUACCUCUCCUCUGACGCCGAGAAAGUGAGUGGGGCCAUUGAAGAGGGGAUCGCUGCAGCCACCAUCUUCAGCCCCAGCAAAGACCUGGAGGUGUCGGAGAACCAGCUGCGGGUGGCAUUUGAUGGUGACGCCGUGCUUUUCUCCGAUGAGUCGGAGCAGAUCGUGAAGGCUCACGGCUUGGACAUGUUCUUUGAGCAUGAAAAGGCUCAUGAGAACAAGCCUCUGGCACAGGGACCCCUGAAGGGCUUCCUGGAGGCCCUGGGGAAGCUGCAGAAGAAGUUCUAUUCCAAGGGGCUGAGGAUGGAGUGUCCCAUUCGCACCUACUUGGUCACUGCCAGGAGCGCGGCCAGCUCGGGAGCCCGGGCCCUAAAGACUCUGCGUAGCUGGGGCCUGGAGACGGAUGAGGCUUUGUUCCUGGCCGGCGCUCCCAAGGGGCCGCUGCUGAAGAAGAUCCGUCCUCACAUCUUCUUCGAUGACCAGAUGUUCCACGUGGAGGGAGCCAAGGAAAUGGGCACCGUCGCUGCCCACGUCCCCUACGGCAUUGCCCAGAAGCACAAGCAGCCGGCGCAGGAGAAGCAAACCCCGAACAGCAAGUAGCGGAGCUGGCUGAUCCCGCGGCCCCCGGCACGCGGCACAGACUUCACCCCGUGCACCACGCUCCGACCUGGGUUGUGGGCUGCAAGGCCGAGAGCGUUUGCCCUGGCGAGCGCGAGGUUGUUCCCCAGCGGGAGCCUUGUCGGGGGCACGGAGGGAGGAGGGGGGUGACAAAAGGCUUCUUCUCGCCUCUGUAUUUGUUGCAAUGUUGUGGCGUCGUCCCCAUUCCUCGUGGGGCCGGAGGCUCCCGGGGCAGCCCCACGAGCCGUUUCCCAUUCAUCCGCACUCUGCACUUGCUUUAAGCAAAAUCCCUCGAGGAUGGAUCUCACCUUCUGUGGACUGUUUGUGCCAGGCAGGUUUAACCUAUUGGUGUUUCUUUAAAACCCCAGGUAAUUCCCAAAGCCUUUGAUUUACGAAGCAAAUGUUCAGGCUGAUCUGUUGAACCGGAAAGUUGGGAGCACACAAAAACCCUUCUUGCAGCUUUGAAACAAAAUAUUGUCCCUUUUAACUAAAAUUAAACCAUAAUAUUGUUCCUUUACAGACCCAGCUCCUGCUCCCCAACUAGAAAAUCUUUCACGUCUUUGUCCCUUCACCAAGAUUUUCUCAGCUGAACAGGUUUCUUUUCAUGCACUAAAAUUUGGAAAAAUAGAAACAAACACCUUUUUUUACAUAUAUAUAUAUAUAUUUAAAAAAAAAAACAAACCAGAAAUGCUGUUUCCUGCUUGGAGCUUUGGGCUAGUGUAUUGUUGGCCCAGGUUUUUAAAUUUGGGUUUCACAGUUGCGUGAGUUAGCACUUAAGAAUAAUAAUCUCAGUGAGGCAUCCAAAGCCCAGCUCUUGUGUGAGCCGUCCAGGGUCCGCAGAUACAUGCCUAGGGCUUGGAUUAAGUUAAAAGCAGGGCCUAAUAUAUUAGGGACAUCAUUUGAAGUCCAUUUAGGUGAAUCUGCAGAGAAUUUCAGCCUGGGGGUUUUAAUUAAAGGAAUUUUUUUUUUCCCCUUUCUAGGCUGAGCCCAUAUGAGUUGAUAAUCUUUUUCUCCUCAGCUUCUUAAAACCGCUGGUGUUUCCUAAAAUAGACACCUCUGCUAGUGAUGCUGUGAGAGAGAACCAAAUCUCCGAUUAAAAAACAGGGAGAGGAAUCGGUUGGAGAGCUUCUCCGAAAUCAGUGUGAAAAUCACACUGACCUUUCUGCACAAAGCCCUGUGCCAAAGGACAUUCUUAAGAGAAAAAUUUAAAGAUUACUUCUUUCUUGUGGUUUUUUUCUUUUUUUUUUUUUUUUUUUUCUUUAGGCAGUACACCCCACGGCUGGGCACGAAGGAUGUCCAGUGUUAUCAGAUAGUGGUUUUCUACAAACACCAACUCCAUGGGCUGAAGUUUUCCGAGGUAUGUGUCUGCCUCUGGCUCGGCUUUGCAGGGAGGUUUCAGCUAAAACAGCUCAGCCCUUCCCGACAGCGAGGCUAGAGCUCGAGUUAUUGCACUUUUAACGAAUAUAUAAACAAGCUAGGGAUGCCUUCGGUGGCUCGAGAGACUGUUUUCUCAUAGCAGUGAAAAGCACUUUUUCCCCCCCCAAACUAUUUAACUUUGACAGACUGUUAAUUUGUCACAUCUGGGUGUGACAAGCACCUUAGAGGAAGGUCUAAAAUCCAAAUGAAGUCUUGAAAGAAAUGAAUAUCUCAGUAACACAUCUACUAAUAUACAGGUUUAUAAAAAGGUCUCGUCUUUUUAAUGUGAAGCCCAGAUAUUGGGAUCUGAACUGUAUCUCGGAGACCCUUUUGGCAGCGGGGAGGGAGAGAACAGCCUGGCUUCCCAGUAAACAUCUCCAAGGUGGUUCCUGAAGAUCGCAUCGUGGAAGCCCAGCCAAGCCCAGCUCACAAACGGGCUGCACCGGGGCCUCCCACCAGCCCGGGAGCAAAAGGAAUAGGGUUGUCGGGAAGCCCUUGGGCACCCCCGGCCAGGGCAGGGUGCUGGUGGGAUCGGCCACAGGGUGCAAGCACAGCCACUGGGGAUGGGUGCUUGCACCGGCUGCCGUGGAGGAUGAGGGGUGUUGGCUGUGCAGGUGGAGAUGCCCUGUCUGAAGGUGCUGUUAGCUGCAGGGAAGCAAUGGGUUGUGGUUUUGGGGCAGGGCCCUGGAUCUCAGCAGCUUUCACUGCUGCCGUUCCGGGCCCUGGGAUGCACAGGGAGCUGGGUGCGAGCCCGGGGGCAGGGGCACGGUGCAGGCAGGAGUUUUAGUGACUCUGCUUAGGGUCCUCUUGCUGCCAGGGCAGGUUAGGGGCUCGCCGGGAGAUGUGGGGCUUGGGAAACGGGCCCCAAGUGAGGGAGACCUCCCUUUGCACCUCCUGAGGGGGGAGGAUUUUCUGUUCCUGCAAUGGCUGUCCCAUUUGCUUUUAUCCACGUGGCUUCCUACGUUUUUUUUCCUCCUCCAUCACUACAACCGGCAGCUGUGGAUUUGCUGCUUGUGUACCUUCCCCGCGUGCCCAUCCGUGCCAGCCCCUCGGGCUGGGGGAGCGAUGCGGUCCCCAGGACUGGCUGCAUGGGCCACCAUCUCCCCCCCGAUGGGCCGGUGCGGCUGUGCCUCUUGUGCUGCGCUGGCUGACGACUGGACUUUCCCCGCUGUGUGUUGUUGCUGUGGGUUUCACUUCAUUGUCCUCCGGCGGUUUUUCUUGUCAAUGGACUGCCAUGUUAAUGAAAUCCCUUUGGGUGUUUUUCUGUAAUAAACUGUGUUGGUCCCA
Messenger RNA from Gavia stellata (red-throated loon), 3813 nucleotides. RefSeq names its product 5'-nucleotidase, cytosolic IA (gene NT5C1A). Gene Ontology annotation, molecular function: magnesium ion binding; nucleotide binding; 5'-nucleotidase activity. Lineage: Eukaryota; Metazoa; Chordata; Aves; Gaviiformes; Gaviidae. The transcript has 6 exons. Gene Ontology annotation, biological process: adenosine metabolic process; nucleotide metabolic process. The record is from RefSeq and is a predicted model, not a curated record. Bases 16 to 1092 code for a protein of 358 amino acids. Gene Ontology annotation, cellular component: cytoplasm; cytosol.